GAAAGCUGCACGUCGUCAGUGUCUCUCGUUCGUCUGCUUCACAUCAGCCUGCAGCGUUUGAGAUCCGGCGGACAGACAGCAGCACCAUGGAGGCGCAGUGAGGAGCGCGACCUGCUCCGGGGACCAGAGGGGUGCGUGAGGGUGAGAUGGCGCUGUGCUGCGAGGCCUCGGGAGGAGGAGAACCCUCCGGGAGCGAGGUUCCGGGUUCCGGCUGCCUCCGGUUCGGCGUGCGGUCCUACCUGCACCACUUCUAUGAGGAGAGAGACCCCGAGGACCGGGGGUCCGUCCAGAGGAGGUGGAGGUCGAGCCCGGGGUGGAAAUUAGUAAUCUGGAAGGUGUACCUGGCUCUGGGUCUGCUGAUCCUGACCUCCGGCGUCGCCACCCUGUCCGUCGGUUACUCCACUCCACGUAGGAUCGAAUCCUUCGGAGAGGGCGACAUGUUUUUCGUGGACGCCAACGCCGCCAGCUUCAACAGGGGGCUACACCUCAGCGCCGCGGCGGGCAUCGGGCUCUCGUGCCUCGGAGCGGCCCUCACGGCGGCGACGGGAAUCGUCGUUCUGAUCCUCGCCGGGAAGGGAUCGAAGAGGUGGAAACAGACGGGAUUUAGGGAUGCGGUCGCUAAGCCUGCAGGCAAAGAACAGGGCAAAUUACCCGCAACCCUCUUUGCCGAAGUGGAACCCGUGCAGUCCGCUUCUUAAAUCCCCGCCGAGGCUUUUUGUUCUGAACCCCGGGGUCUCCUCAUUUACCGUCUUGUUUAUUGGUGUCUAAGAUUUUAGCAAGUUUUUUCUCGUCCCGGAUAUUACAGUCACACCAAAACCGUUGCAAAUAUUCGUUUUUACUCGCGCGACCAUUUGUCGUUUUUUGCUUCACUCGUGCGAGGGGCGGGGCUUAUCUCCGUGGCUUUUCUCCGUGGAAACAGUUAUCAUUUCCUUCAUCCACCACGGAAGACCCAACCACUAGUUCAUCUUCAUACUUGUUGAGGACAUCCCACAAACUUUGGAACAUCUAACGCCCUAAUGUUUGGCUUCAUUACAUUAAUAUAAUAUGUAUUUAUUUGGGCUGUCAGCGUUAACGCGUUAAUCUAUGCGAUUAAUUUGGCCGCGUUAACGCACUAAAAUAUUUUAACGCAAUUAACGCACAUUUUUUUAUUCUUAUUUUUUUUUGCUUUUUUUUAAACCGCGGCAGUACGGUUUGACACUGUUUCCGUUUUUAAAACAAUUAUUUCUCCGCGCAAAUAAGGAGCAGAAAUCAGUUUAACUCGUGGAUGAAUCAGUCGGGUUUCCUCCUGCUCCUCCUUCCUCCCGUCUCCCCCUCUGAGACACAGAGGAACGAAGGGGCGACGUGUCGGGUGACGCGGCGCGGAAAGAACUCGUCACACGAAACCUUCAACGUGAUUUGUCAAUCCGUUUGUCUGUCAACAUUUCGGGGAAAAAACAACCAAUGAACACUCAGUAAAUCACAAAGGACCUCCCACCUCACAGGUGAGGCUCAUUUAGCAGCCUGUCAGUCAGAGAACCAGAGAACACGGCGCGAGGACAAUGAGCCUCAUUACAGAGCUGAGAUUGUUCUGGAAUGUUUGAUGUAUAACACGUGGGUAUGUGUCACAUGCAAAAGACUUUGAACGGUGAAUUUAAUUUAUUUUUUAAAAUGUAUAAAAUGCCCCCAGCCUCCAGAGGGUUAACGUGACACAUUUGAAUGUCAGUCAGUUACCAAGGCCACUGGUUCUGCUGUUCAGUGGUAAAGAUGACAGGACCAAUGGGGUCUCAAUAUACUUCUUUUUUUUCACUAAUCUGAUGUUUCACUGAAGAAACAAU
Molecule: messenger RNA, 1814 nt
Organism: Pseudoliparis swirei
Lineage: Eukaryota; Metazoa; Chordata; Actinopteri; Perciformes; Liparidae
Gene: nrsn1l
Product: neurensin 1-like
Exons: 5
Coding region: 147-698 (183 amino acids)
Biological process (GO): nervous system development
Cellular component (GO): neuronal cell body; neuron projection; transport vesicle
Source: RefSeq, a predicted model, not a curated record